Molecule: messenger RNA, 306 nt
Organism: Parnassius apollo (apollo)
Lineage: Eukaryota; Metazoa; Arthropoda; Insecta; Lepidoptera; Papilionidae
Source: the annotation of a GenBank genome assembly
AUGCAUUCUGAAACGAUAUUAUGCACUCAGGUUGUUCAAGAGAUAUUCGGUCCAGCGUAUACUGCUCAAAUAACGAUAAAUUUCAUAGCACUUAUGACGAUUAUGAUGCAGAUGAUGGCAAGUGAGCGGACAUUAAUCAAUGCCUUAGGUAUAGUGAGCACGGCCUCUGCAGUACUGGGCACAACCGGUGUACUCAUGUGUAGUGCUGGCGACAUAACUAUUGAACGACCAGUUGUACUCAAAGCUUACAAUAUUAUAGAAUUAUCAUACGCAUCAUUCUUAUCCGUAAGUAUACCUUUGUACUAA